AUGCCACACAAAGGACUAUGGGUAAAUGAGGAUGCAACUCAGGAGGUCAAAGAUGUGCCUGGGUACUACAAGGUCGUAGCUGGUGAUCUGCUACUGAAAACCAUUUGUGUUGCAGUAAAUCCAGGAGAUUAUGGGGAUACUGAGAAAUUUGGCGCCAUUAAUACGAUUGGGGGUUUUGACGCAGUUGGCGAGAUCGUAGAGGUUGGCGAUGGGGUUACAGGGUUCAAAGUUGGACACAAGGUUCUCACCUUUACGAGGGGAAUCGGACCUGUCUAG
Pseudogymnoascus verrucosus is the source of this 276-nucleotide messenger RNA. RefSeq lists its product as uncharacterized. NCBI's taxonomy places the organism in Eukaryota, Fungi, Ascomycota, Leotiomycetes, Thelebolales, Thelebolaceae. The transcript has 3 exons. The record is from RefSeq and is a predicted model, not a curated record. The coding region runs from base 1 to 276 and encodes 91 amino acids.